CUUCAUUCCCUCUUAACUUCUACCUCCUGCCUUGUCCUUUUUGUGUACCGGUGUUUUGCCUGUACAACUCUAUUCCUUCACUCCUAAUCUUAUCGCCCCAUCCCACUUCCCCCCCCUUCAGUCUCCCUCCCCCCCCAUACACCGCCACCAUGUCUGCCCGUCCUCAGAAUAUUGGUAUCAAGGCCAUUGAGGUCUACUUCCCUAGCCAGUGUGUUGACCAGGCCGAGCUCGAGAAGUUCGAUGGCGUCAGCCAGGGCAAAUAUACCAUUGGUCUCGGCCAGACCAAGAUGAGCUUCUGUGAUGACCGUGAGGAUAUCUACUCUAUGGCUCUCACCACCCUGUCCUCCCUUCUGAAGAAGUACGAGAUCGACACCAAGUCGAUUGGCCGCCUCGAGGUCGGUACCGAGACUCUGCUGGACAAGUCCAAGUCCGUCAAGUCCGUCUUGAUGCAGCUGUUCAAGGACAACACCAACGUCGAGGGUGUCGAUACCGUCAACGCCUGCUACGGCGGUACCAAUGCCGUCUUCAACAGCAUCAACUGGGUCGAGUCCUCGGCCUGGGAUGGCCGUGACGCCGUCGUCGUGUGCGGUGACAUUGCCCUGUACGCCAAGGGCGCCGCUCGCCCCACCGGUGGUGCCGGCUGUGUGGCCAUGGUCAUCGGUCCCGAUGCCCCCAUUGUGUUUGAGCCCGGUCUCCGUGGCAGCUACAUCACCCACGCCUAUGACUUCUUCAAGCCCGACCUUUCCAGCGAGUACCCCGUCGUGGACGGUCACUUCUCCCUCCAGUGCUACACUGAAGCUGUCGAUGCUUGCUACAAGGCCUACGCUGCCCGUGAGCAGACCCUGAAGGGUCAGAAUGGCAUCAACGGUGCCAAGGACGACGAGUCCAUGACCGCCCUGGAUCGCUUUGACCACAUCCUGUUCCAUGCCCCUACCUGCAAGCUGGUCCAGAAGUCCUACGGCCGCAUGCUGUACAACGACUACCUGGCCAACCCGACCCACCCCGCAUUCGCUGAGGUUGCCCCUGAGCUGCGGGAGGUGGGCUACAGCGCCUCCCUGACCGAUAAGAACGUGGAGAAGACCUUCAUGGCCCUGACCAAGAAGCGCUUCGCGGACCGUGUCCGCCCCAGUCUGGACGUUCCCACCCUGUGUGGUAACAUGUACACGGCCACCGUCUACGCGGGUCUGGCGAGCUUGAUCACCAAUGUCAAGUUUGACCCGAGCGAGCAGAAGCGCGUCGCGCUCUUCUCCUACGGCAGUGGUCUCGCUGCUUCCAUGUACAGCGCCAAGGUCGUCGGUGACAUCUCUUACAUGGCCGAGAAGCUCGACCUGCAUAACCGUCUCAACGCCCGUAACGUCCUCGAGCCCCAGGCUUAUGACGAUAUGUGCCAACUCCGUGAGCAUGCUCACCUCAAGAAGAACUUCCAGCCUGCCGGUAGCGUUGACACGCUGGUUCCGGGAACCUACUACCUGACCAACAUUGAUGACAUGUUCCGUCGCCACUACGCCAUCAAGGAAUAGAUCAAUCCUCUGGACAUGAUCGACCAUCUCCUUUUCCUCUUCUCUUCUCUUCUCUUCUCUUUUCUUAUAUUCCCUUUUUCCUCUUUCUAGACGGCUCACUAGAUUCCCUACCCGUUACGACUCUUUUUUU
Messenger RNA from Aspergillus candidus, 1650 nucleotides. RefSeq names its product hydroxymethylglutaryl-CoA synthase (gene erg13). NCBI's taxonomy places the organism in Eukaryota, Fungi, Ascomycota, Eurotiomycetes, Eurotiales, Aspergillaceae. The transcript is spliced from 4 exons. The record is from RefSeq and is a predicted model, not a curated record. Gene Ontology annotation, biological process: ergosterol biosynthetic process; acetyl-CoA metabolic process. Gene Ontology annotation, molecular function: hydroxymethylglutaryl-CoA synthase activity. Bases 150 to 1520 code for a protein of 456 amino acids.